AUAUAAUAUAGUUGUACUAUAUCCCUUUGCCAUGAAUUGAAGCAACUAACAAGCGCUACUUAUUAUAGAAAAUCCGUCAAAAUCUCUCUCAGUUUCAGCGCUCAGCUCGUUCUUCGUAGCAUUAGCUGUAGCUGUAGCAAUCUGUGCUGUGCAAUGGAAAACUCAAUGUGAGACGACAUUUUUUUAUUUUUAUUUUUAUUUUUUGUGUUGCCAAAAUGCGAGUGAAGGAAAUGCAUCCGCUGUGCUGCAUAUCGCUGGAGAGCCCCGGCGGGAGUGUGGGGGACCGAUCCGCAUCGUCGUCUCUGUGGAGGGCGAGGAGCUUGCCGGCGGGGUUUCCAGGCGGAUCCGCCGGUAAUGCGGGGGGAUCGGAGAGCUCGGUGGCCGGGGUGCUCUACAAGUGGACCAAUUACGGCAAGGGGUGGAGAUCCAGGUGGUUCGUAUUGAGGAACGGCGUCGUGUCCUACGCCAAAAUCCGGCGGCCGGAGAAUUUGAACCUCCUCGCGCCGGCGACCGAUGACGUCAGGCUGAUCGGAGAAAUAUCCGCCGAUCGGCUCUCGAGAAUGGACAGUGGGAGACGGAAGCACCGGAAAGAUGUUGGCAUUGUCCAUCUCAAGCAGAUCUCAUCGUUCCGGGAGAGCAAGUCUGAUGACAAGCGGUUUUACAUAUUUACUGCCACGAAGACCCUUCAUCUGAGAACUGAUUCGAAGAGAGAUCGGGUGGCUUGGAUACAAGCUUUGCGCUCAACUCGGAGCUUAUUUCCACAUAGACCACUGAGUGACAGUCUCUCCCUUUUACCACCAAAUGAUUUAUCUGUGUCAACCGAAAGGCUUAAAAAGCGCUUACUUGAUGAGGGGAUGAACGAGAGCCUUGUAGAGGACUGCGAACAGAUUAUGCUUUCAGAAUUCUCAGAAAUACAAGGACAAGUUAAAGUUCUUUGUGCAGAACGAUCCAAUUUGCUCGACACAUUAAGGCAGUUAGAGGCAGCUAAUAUCGAAGCUGAAGGCUCUGGAAUUCAUGAUGCUGAAUACCAACUGACCAAACAUGAAUUUUCCGGUCUAGGGCAUGGAAAAUACAGUGAAUGCAGCACUACUGAAUCAUCUGAUGAUGUUGAGAAACAAGAGCUUGAGGAAGUGUCAGAUGAAGAUGAAAUGUCCUUUCAUGACACAAAGGAGUAUUUUAUUGAACCCACUGUUAAUUGUGGGUUUAUAAAAGGAACUUCAAAUUAUCUAGAUAAUUAUAUAGAAGCUGAACGUCGAUCCGAUGUGGAGAAAAUGCAGACUAAGAAUGAAGCUCAAAAGUUCGGACAUCUGCCCUUUGAAAGGCGGAAAAAGCUUCCCGAUCCAGUUGAGAAGGAGAAAGGGGUCAGUCUUUGGUCCAUUAUCAAGGACAAUGUGGGAAAAGACCUCACACGUGUUUGUCUCCCUGUUUACUUUAAUGAGCCAAUAUCAUCUCUUCAAAAAUGUUGCGAGGACUUGGAGUACUCUUUUCUUUUGGAUCAAGCAUAUGAGUUCGGGAAAGCGGGGAACAGUCUCCAGAGGGCUCUGAAUGUUGCUGCUUUUGCGGUUUCUGGAUAUGCUUCCUGUGAAGGUCGACACUGUAAACCAUUCAAUCCUUUGUUAGGGGAAACUUAUGAGGCUGACUUUCCUGAGAAAGGAAUUCGCUUCUUCUCUGAGAAGGUCAGUCACCACCCAACACUCAUUGCCUGCCACUGUGAAGGCAGAGGGUGGAAAUUCUGGGGUGACAGCAACAUCCGGGCAAAAUUUUGGGGGAGGUCAAUUCAGCUUGACCCUGUUGGAGUUCUGACCUUGGAAUUUGAUGAUGGUGAAAUUUUCCAGUGGAGCAAGGUCACUACAACUAUCUAUAAUCUUAUCCUUGGUAAACUGUACUGUGAUCACCAUGGGACAAUGCACAUACGUGGUAAUCGCCAGUACUCAUGCAAACUCAAAUUUAAAGAGCCCUCUAUUCUUGACCGAAAUCCUCGCCAGGUUCAUGGAUUUAUUGAAGAUGUUUCUGGAAAAAAGGUUGCAACCUUAUUGGGAAAGUGGGACGACAGUAUGUAUUAUGUUAAUAAUGAUGGAAGUGGCAAGCCAAAGGAUUAUACUACCUCUUCCGAUGCAUCCUUGCUUUGGAAAAGGAGUAAGCCUCCUCCUAAUCCCACUCGGUACAACUUAACUUCAUUUGCAAUCACAUUGAACGAGCUGACACCUGGACUGCAGGAGAAGCUCCCACCCACUGAUUCGAGGCUUAGACCAGACCAGCGGCAUCUUGAAAAUGGGGAAUAUGAUAAGGCGAAUGCAGAGAAGCAGCGGUUGGAGAUGAGGCAAAGAAUGUCAAGGAAAUUACAAGAAAAUGGGUGGAAGCCCAGAUGGUUUGAGAGGGAAGGUGACAAUGGAGCCUUCCGCUAUGUCGGCGGAUAUUGGGAAGCUAAGGAGCAGGCAAACUGGAAUGGAUGCCCAAAUAUAUUUGGUGAAAUUAGCAAAGACCUUGUUGAUCCCUUAGAAGUGUCAUGAUCUUAGUUCAGGACAAAUAGAAAUCCUUUACACCACUGUUAGAGAGCAAACUGGCAAGAAAUAGCCUGGUUGUUCUUGAUUGGCGAAGUUGGUUUGGGCGGACUGGUGGAGAGCUUAUCUUUCAAGUCUUCAUCAAUGAUUAGUAGAUCAGAAGCCUAGUGUAUCUUUUUAAUAUUGGUGUUGUCUGCAGCGGGGUAAUUUGUGUAAUGUAAUCUUUCUCUUUCUCUCUCUCUCUCUCUCUCUAGCAUUUAUAUCAUUUUUAUUCUGUAAUUUCUUAGAAAUAAAACAAACAAAGAAGGUACUUUUGCCAUCAGUUUAAAGAUGUAAUUUCUUUGUUCAGGCUAUUAAGAGCAGUUCUUCUUCCUUGACCUUCCUUCCAAUAUGCGAGCAAUCAACCAAAUGUUGAGAGCCAUUAUGGUGGUUUUUGAUAACAUUUGUUAAGAGGUGGUUUUUGUGUUUUGAUGUUAAAUAAGAGUGAGAGUAGUUAUGA
Messenger RNA from Corylus avellana, 3000 nucleotides. It is a transcript of the gene ORP2A, whose product is annotated as OSBP(oxysterol binding protein)-related protein 2A. Gene Ontology annotation, cellular component: cytosol; membrane. Gene Ontology annotation, molecular function: sterol binding. NCBI's taxonomy places the organism in Eukaryota, Viridiplantae, Streptophyta, Magnoliopsida, Fagales, Betulaceae. The record is from RefSeq and is a predicted model, not a curated record.